Magnolia sinica is the source of this 1448-nucleotide messenger RNA. Its product is annotated as phosphatidate cytidylyltransferase 1-like. The coding region runs from base 53 to 1264 and encodes 403 amino acids. Gene Ontology annotation, cellular component: endoplasmic reticulum membrane. Lineage: Eukaryota; Viridiplantae; Streptophyta; Magnoliopsida; Magnoliales; Magnoliaceae. The record is from RefSeq and is a predicted model, not a curated record. The transcript is spliced from 11 exons. Gene Ontology annotation, molecular function: phosphatidate cytidylyltransferase activity.
GGCUGUUCUGUAUUUUCUGGUUGUUUUGAAGUUGGAUACAAGGACAAGGACAAUGCAAAGUGAUAGCAGUACCAGUGGCCUUCCAUCGAACCCUUCUAGUCGGGUUCGGCAUCGAAGACGCUCAAAUGAGGUUCCUACUGAUGCAAGUAGUACGGACGGAAGUCAUUUACUUGUUAAUGAUCAAAAUAGAUACAAAUCAAUGUUGGUUCGUGCGCGUUCAUCUGUGUGGAUGAUCGGGGGGUUUGCAUUUAUUAUCUACAUGGGCCACCUCUAUAUUUGGGCCAUGGUUGUCAUCAUCCAAAUCUUUAUGGUAAGUGAGCUGUUCAAUCUACUCAGAAGAGCUCAUGAAAGUAGAAGUCUUCCAGGAUUCAGGCUCUUGAAUUGGCACUUUUUCUUCACAGCAAUGUUGUUCGUAUAUGGCCGCUUUCUUAGUCGGCAGCUUGUGAACACUGUUUCUUCAGAUAAAUUUUUAUAUCAGCUUGUGAGCGGCCUUAUCAAAUAUCAGAUGUUUAUUUGUUAUUUCUUAUAUAUUGCAGGUUUUGUGUGGUUUAUUCUUACUUUAAAGAAGAAGAUGUACAAGUAUCAAUUCGGCCAGUAUGCAUGGACACACAUGAUUCUUUUUGUGGUGUUUGCUCAGACCUCUUUCACUGUAGCUAAUAUUUUUGAAGGAAUUUUCUGGUUCCUUUUGCCUGCAUCUCUUAUCGUUAUCAACGACAUAGCUGCAUACAUCUUUGGUUUCUUCUUUGGGAGAACACCUUUGAUCAAGCUAUCUCCAAAGAAAACAUGGGAGGGCUUCAUUGGAGCAUCUGUCGCUACUAUUUUCUCUGCAUUUGUGCUAGCAAAUGUCCUGGGCCAUUUCCAGUGGCUAACAUGUCCGAGGAAGGAUCUCUCAACUGGAUGGCUUUACUGUGAUCCUGGUCCGAUGUUUAAGCCAGAGUAUUAUACUUUACCAGGAUGGCUGCCUGUAUGGUUUCCUUGGAAAGAGGUGCCAAUUUUGCCGGUGCAAUGGCAUGCUUUAGCGCUUGGUCUAUUCGCAUCAAUCAUAGCACCCUUUGGGGGGUUUUUCGCAAGCGGUUUCAAGAGAGCGUUUAAAAUCAAGGAUUUUGGCGACAGUAUUCCUGGACAUGGUGGAAUUACCGAUCGAAUGGAUUGCCAGAUGGUGAUGGCUGUGUUUGCAUAUAUCUAUCUUCAGUCGUUUAUAGUGCCUGAGAGCUGUUCAGUCGAGAUGAUUCUGGACCAGAUACUAAGAAACCUUUCUCUCUAGGAGCAAUGGAUUCUGUACUUGCAGCUGUUGAAGAUCUUCCAAGAGAGGCAGUUCCUGAAGGAUUGAAGCAGCACUCCCAUGUGCCUGUAGUCUUGCAUGUUAUGUAAAUGGUGAUGUGUUUUACUCCUCCCCAUCUCAUAUUUACAAAGGUUUUCAAUACAUAGACAUUGAAUGUAUAGUCUUC